This is a messenger RNA of Lampris incognitus (smalleye Pacific opah), 987 nucleotides long. It is a transcript of the gene tomm20a, whose product is annotated as translocase of outer mitochondrial membrane 20. Lineage: Eukaryota; Metazoa; Chordata; Actinopteri; Lampriformes; Lampridae. The record is from RefSeq and is a predicted model, not a curated record. The transcript is spliced from 5 exons. Gene Ontology annotation, cellular component: mitochondrial outer membrane; mitochondrial outer membrane translocase complex. Gene Ontology annotation, molecular function: transmembrane protein transporter activity. Bases 107 to 544 code for a protein of 145 amino acids. Gene Ontology annotation, biological process: tRNA import into mitochondrion; protein targeting; protein import into mitochondrial matrix.
CGCUGCGCGACCUGCGCAGUCGGCUUCCUGCUACAGCAGCCUCGCUGGCUAGCCUAGCCAGUUAGCGGCGCGCUGGGCUGAUCAGCGAGCGGCAAUAAACGACACGAUGGGGGGUAAAACGAGCACGAUUGUCGCCGGGGUGUGCGGCGCCAUCUUCCUCGGAUAUUGUGUUUAUUUCGACAACAAACGACGGAGCGAUCCAGACUUCAAGAAGAAGCUACGCGAACGCAGGAGGAAGCAGAACGCAUCCAAAGAGACCCCUGGGCUGACAAGGCUGCCAGAUUUAAAGGAUGCGGAAGCUGUGCAGAAAUUCUUCCUGGAGGAAAUCCAACUAGGAGAGGAGCUCCUUUCUCAAGGAGACUAUGAGAAGGGAGUGGAUCAUCUGACCAAUGCUAUAGCGGUGUGUGGCCAGCCACAGCAGCUGCUUCAGGUACUCCAGCAGACGCUGCCGCCGCCAGUUUUCCAGAUGCUGCUGACCAAGCUGCCCACUGUCAGCCAGAAAAUUGUGAGUGCUCAGUCCUUGACAGAAGAUGACGUGGAAUAAGGGAGUGUAUGUGAAUGGCGUAACCGAGCCUGAUAUGUCGCGUAAAGGGACGUCACAACGGCCAUGGUCUCGUGUGUCUGGGCAUGUAUACGUGUCAGGUGAAAAGCUGACUGUGAAUGUAUGAAUCCUGCAUUGGAUGUUAGAUGACAUCAGUCCCUUUGCCACUGUACAGCUGGUCCAGAAUGUCUAUUACUUUCUUGCACCUCCGCAAAGCAUAAAACAUUCCAUAUCUGUCACUCUGCCCCCAAUAACUCAUACGUUUUUAUUAUCCCUCCAUCUUCCCUCCACUAAUUCCCCCAAGUUAACCUUGUAUGGUCACUGUCCAUGUAAACUCUAUAGUAUGCUGUAUGACGAAUAAAAAAUGAAAGAGAAUGUCCCAGAUGUAAUUUAUAGACACGAAAUGCUGUAGCAUAACUUGCAUUAAAUGCUUUUUUAAUAACCAU